Messenger RNA from Fusarium odoratissimum NRRL 54006, 1116 nucleotides. RefSeq lists its product as uncharacterized. The transcript is spliced from 6 exons. The coding region runs from base 1 to 1116 and encodes 371 amino acids. NCBI's taxonomy places the organism in Eukaryota, Fungi, Ascomycota, Sordariomycetes, Hypocreales, Nectriaceae. The record is from RefSeq and is a predicted model, not a curated record.
AUGGCUGCUUCAGAUUAUGCCUCCGAGUCCAGGAGUGCGGUCGCCAUAGCUGUUAUGGCGACCCUGUCGUCAAUUUCUCUUAUCGUUGUAUCCCUGCGAGUCUACGCCCGGGCCAUCAUGCUGAGAAACUUUGGCGUCGAUGACGCAUGUGCGAUCCUUGCUUGCCUGUUGACGAUCGCUGACGCUUGUAUCAUCGCAACAAACGUUAGAAAUGGCCUUGGCUCUCAUAUAUCUACACUUUCUGGCGAACAAAUUAGUAAUUUCUUGAGGAUGUUUUACUUCUCAACCGUCGUCUACAACCUCGCCCUCGCAGUUAUCAAGACAAUAUUUCUCCUCCAGUAUUACCGUGCGAUACCUGUGCGCCAUUACAAGAAGACAUAUAUCACAUCCGUCGUCCUCGUCACUUGCUGGAGUCUCUCUCAAAUCUUUCUAAAUACUUUUAUGUGCGUGCCUAUUGCAUCCUUCUGGGAUGUCACGAUCAAGGGCACCUGUAUUCUCAACAAAUCUUCAUUUUAUGUCAGCGCGGCGGGUAACAUCUUGACCGAUAUCUUGAUCAUGGCCCUCCCGAUCCCCGUUCUUCGCAGUCUGAAGCUCGGUCGGCGACAAAAGUGGAUUCUUAUGUCUGUCUUUUGCCUCGGAAUUUUCACGUGUCUUAUCUCACUCGUUCGCAUCAAGUUCCUUAACAUUGGUACGGACAUCACAUGGCAUAAUGUCGAAUCAGCAUCUUGGUCAGUCAGCGAGCUGUGCUGUGGUAUCAUCUGCGCUUGCGUUCCAACUCUCCGGCCUCUGCUAUCAGGUCAUGAGCGCGGUUCUAGCCAUGACCAAUCCUCUUUGUUUGGGAGUACCGACCCUGCAACUUCACUCUACUGCGGCCAGUCUCCGAUGCCGUGGCACCAGGCAGGAGUCUUAGAGAUGGACAAUGAAGGCCUAGGGAUCAUAGGCAUGUCGCCAGCGUGGCCCGCUGUUGAAGACUUUGUUCUGAAUCUCGACGCCGUCACUUUACCAAGCAAUCACCAUUCGGCCUCGAUUCCACCCUUACUGCGGGAAGGCGACCAAAACAAAUCCAACUCCGCAUAUUCCGAAGAUACGGUCCAACGGCGGUGGCUCCAGGCCUGA